AUGAAUAUUUUUAACACUGAAAGGCCAGUUCUACCAGGAGUGUUUCCUGCUAGGAUCCUCCCAGUCCCAAAGUGUGCAGGGUUUCCAGACCUAGAGGGCCCACAUGGGCUCUGCGAAGAAGAUUCCAACCUUGUAUCUAUCGGGAACGAUAUCAAACUUUUCCUCUUUGGAGAAUCUAAUAAGCUCCAACCUGAAUGUCCUGAAUUGCCAAAGUUGGCCUCUCUUCCAAAGGAGGGUACCAAAUGCAGAAAGAGUAGUACAGAGAGCUCCCAGCUUACUGCUGAUAAGGAAGUCACUGAUUCAUCCUCAAAGAAAGAGAGGAAAGAGGUCAAAGGAGUUGAGGAAGGAAUUUUUCACAGGAAGUUCUCUGAGCUGCAUUCAUUCCUAGAUACCAUCACUGAUGAUAACUAUGAUUUCAUCGCUAGUAAGAAGAAGGCUAAUUACUUCAAGCAUGAUAGAAGAACUAAGAGAAGGUCUGGUUACAGAGGAGUCUCUCGAAAUGGAGCCAGCUGGCAAGUCCUUAUGAUGAUCAACAAAGUCAAAACUUAUAUCGGAUGCUAUGAAACCGAAGAGGAAGGAGCCCUUGUCUAUGAUAUAGUUUCAAUUUUAUUUAAGCAACAGAAGGCUAGGACUAACCUAUCAUACUCUAAGUCUAAGCUGCUUGAUCUCUUAUCUUAUUACGACCAGGACUCCAAGCACUUUGUGUGAGCUGUUCCUGAAAGAUACUUAAGAGAGUUAGAGUCAAACUCUGCUCAAUAA
Moneuplotes crassus is the source of this 759-nucleotide messenger RNA. The record is from the annotation of a GenBank genome assembly. NCBI's taxonomy places the organism in Eukaryota, Ciliophora, Spirotrichea, Euplotida, Euplotidae.